AUGGACGUCGACGAGAAUCAGAAGACCGACCGCCAGUGGAAUGCUGAACGUAAAAAGAAAGACGCAGCAGCGAUCCAAGCCAUAGUUGACGGAAUUGUUGCUCGAUCCACGAGCAGCGCUCCCGAUCGCCCUACAAAUUCGAAUCAGACUGCUAGAGCCGUUUCUGCAGAGCGCAAAGCCUUCGCAAAGCCCAAUACCACGGCUCCUGUCAGCGGCGCCGGAUCACAGCAGCGCUCCAUGCACAGCGGAUCUACUAGACUUCGUACACCGGCUGCAAUUAUGAUUGAGAAGUCUGUGACGCAGGAUGCCCAAGAAGAGCCAGUUGUAGAAGACGACGGAAAUCAAGCCACCCGUUCUGCAGUUCCAGAUCACUCGAUGCCCGAUGCAGAAGAGCGAGCAGCCACCAGAAAGAACCGCAUUUGGGAAUUUAAGCAGUUCGCCGCUCGUGUGGAGAAAAGUCGACAGCUGAAAGAUGCUGCGAGAGCGCAAACCAAGCAAGACGAUGCGGACGCCGAGUUUCAUAUGCUUUUGGCCGCCGAGCUCGACAAGCAAGUAAAGCAAGACCUAGCGGCUCAAGAACCAAUGGUUGAAGAUCCGGUACCUUCCCAGCCGACACCCAAGAAUGCAAUGAAGACGCGCAAGGACGCAGUCGAGCUUCCAGAGAUUACUGAACUGCUCGAUGCUCUGUCUACCAUGGAGCAGACCAAUUCGCAAAGCGCCAUCUCUCUUGGCUUCCCAGAAGCGCCUCGCAGCAGCGUCGUCUUACCUGCAGAAAAGCUGAUUAUUGGGAAUAUGAUUCAGAGCGAGAAUCACCCUCGAGCUCCUAGGAUCAGCAAUGCUCGCACCACGCCCUUUGAUCAGCGUAUGGGUGACGAUCUAUUCACUCAUCCACAAAUGACACUCUCUGAUGCCGCUGCACAGAUACAGACAUAUCUGAACGCUGCACGCGGAGUCACAUCACGUUGGUGCGAAUUGGGUAAAGACCACUUUUCCCAAUCUCUGAGCGACCCACUGCUCCAGCGUCACAUCGAAGAGUUGACUCGCGACUUGUGUGGAAGCGCUAUAUUCUUGUCGCGCGGUCGCCUUGGUUGGGAGCUGCAUGAUCUGCCGCGCAACAUCUUCGAAGAGGCUGGGUUGCUACUGCCGGAGCUAAGAACUCAGCUCACCUCCAUGAGCCAGUGCAAAGGUGGCGAGCGACUUAUUGGAGCGCUCAAGGCUACAGAAGAGAUCGACGCGACGAAGACAUGGAUGGGCCCUAGUGACGCGUGA
Molecule: messenger RNA, 1269 nt
Organism: Pseudocercospora fijiensis CIRAD86
Lineage: Eukaryota; Fungi; Ascomycota; Dothideomycetes; Mycosphaerellales; Mycosphaerellaceae
Exons: 1
Coding region: 1-1269 (422 amino acids)
Source: RefSeq, a predicted model, not a curated record